Molecule: messenger RNA, 2838 nt
Organism: Nicotiana tabacum (common tobacco)
Lineage: Eukaryota; Viridiplantae; Streptophyta; Magnoliopsida; Solanales; Solanaceae
Product: dynamin-like protein ARC5
Biological process (GO): peroxisome fission
Cellular component (GO): membrane; microtubule; peroxisome
Molecular function (GO): microtubule binding; GTP binding; GTPase activity
Source: RefSeq, a predicted model, not a curated record
CUCCAGCCCAUCUUUUCCAGUAUCCCCGAAAAAGUUUACAUGAAGUAAAAGAGAAAAAAAGAUCCAAAACAAACUCUCUUUCAGUGGCCCAACCGCGGCCCAAGCAAUAUGGCUUUAUCCCAAAUCCAUAUUUGCGUGGUUCCUUCUAAAAUGGUCCAUGAAAAGAGGACUUGAGAUAAAAGCUUUACAAAUAGUCACACACUCACUAGUCACAUUACCCGCUUCUGCCUACGCUUUUUCUACUGUGAAAAAUGGCGGGCGAAGAAAGUUCACCAGAAUCCGCGACCGGUAACAAAAAGAUGGACGAAUUGGAAGGGCAAUGGAGGCUAUACGAGGCGUACAAUGAGCUACACGGUUUAGCUCAGGAAUUCGACACUCCAUUUGAUGCACCAGCAGUGCUGGUAGUGGGCCACCAGACGGACGGGAAAAGCGCACUGGUGGAGGCACUAAUGGGCUUCCAAUUCAACCACGUCGGUGGUGGAACCAAGACUCGUCGGCCCAUUACUCUUCACAUGAAAUACAACCCUGAGUGUGACUCUCCCCUUUGCCAUCUCUUGUCUGAUUCUGACCCCUCUGUUUCUCAUGAAAAAUCUCUGCAAGAAAUUCAGGCAUAUAUUGAGGCUGAAAACAUGAGGUUGGAGAAGGAAACAUGCCAGUUUUCUGCAAAAGAGAUAAUCAUUAGAAUCGAAUACAAAUAUUGCCCCAACCUUACUAUCAUUGACACUCCAGGACUUGUUGCUCCAGCACCUAGUCGGAAAAAUCGGGCUUUACAGGCUCAAGCUCGUGCAGUGGAGUCAUUGGUGCGAGCAAAAAUGCAGCAUAGGGAAUUCAUUAUAUUGUGCCUGGAAGAUUGUAAUGAUUGGAGCAAUGCAACUACGAGGAGGGUUGUAAUGCAGAUUGAUCCUGAGCUUUCAAGGACUGUGGUUGUUGCAACGAAGCUUGAUACGAAAAUACCUCAGUUCGCACGAGCUUCUGAUGUUGAAGUUUUCCUUUCACCACCAGCAAGUACACUUGAUGGAUUUAUGUUGGGUGAUUCUCCCUUUUUUACAUCUGUUCCUUCUGGGAGAGUUGGUUUUGGACCUGAAUCAGUUUUCAGAUCCAAUGAUGAGUUCAAACAGGCUAUUUCAUCACGGGAGGUGGAAGAUUUAGUAGCAUUGGAGGAGAAGUUGGGCAGAGCACUUUCAAAGCACGAAAGAAGCAGAAUAGGUGUUAGCAGCCUUAGGCUAUUCUUGGAGGAGUUGCUCCUGAAAAGGUACAUGGACAGUGUGCCAUCAAUUAUUCCCCUCCUCGAGAAAGAGUACCGGAGCAGCACUAGAAAGCUGAGUGAAUUAGAUCAACAACUCAGCUCUUUGAAUGAGGCAAAACUGAAGGAGAAAGGAAGAACUUUCCAUGAUCUAUUUUUGACCAAGCUGUCACUGUUGUUGAAAGGAACAGUUAUUGCACCACCAGACAAAUUCGGGGAAACCCUACAAGAUGAGAGGGUCAAUGGAGGGGCAUUUAUUGGAUCUGAUGGUCUUCAGUUCCCACACAAACUGAUACCUAAUGCAGGCAUGCGUCUUUAUGGAGGUGCCCAAUAUCAUCGUGCAAUGGCUGAGUUUCGUUUUGUUGUUGGAGGAAUUAAAUGCCCUCCAAUUACACGGGAAGAAAUAGUGAAUGCAUGUGGAGUUGAAGACAUUCAUGAUGGAACUAACUAUUCUAGAACAGCCUGUGUAAUUGCUGUUGCCAAGGCUCGUGAUACAUUUGAGCCUUUCCUUCAUCAGUUGGGUUGCAGACUAUUACACAUUCUGAAACGGUUACUUCCAAUUGCUGUUUAUCUUCUUCAGAAAGAAGGGGAAUACCUGAGUGGCCAUGAUGUAUUUCUGAGGCGUGUAGCAGAUGCUUUCAACAAUUUUGCAGAAUCUACCGAAAUAUCAUGUCGUGAAAAGUGCAUGGAGGAUUUAGUGAGCACCACUCGCUACGUGACAUGGUCCCUCCACAAUAAGAAUCGGGCCGGAUUACGUCAAUUUCUAGAUUCAUUUGGUGGAUCCGAACACUCUGCCAUUAUUGGUAAUUCCACAUCUACUGGUCUUUCUCAAGAUUUGUCAACUGCAUCUGUAGCCAGUGAUAACAAGCAGGAUGUUAAGGCCAGGACAGAUGUAAAGCUUAGUCAUUUGGCUUCAGGGAACGAUUCAAAUACGAGUACUCAGACAACAGAAACAAGACUAGCUGACCUUUUAGACAGCACGCUUUGGAACAGGAGGCUUGCUCCUUCUUCUGAAAGAAUUGUUUAUGCCUUGGUUCAACAAAUAUUUCAUGGCAUAAGAGAAUAUUUCUUGGCAUCAACAGAACUAAAGUUCAACUGUUUUCUACUCAUGCCUGUUGUUGACAAGCUGCCUGCAAUGCUUCGUGAGGACUUAGAAUCUGCUUUUGAAGAUGAUUUAGAUAAUGUUUUUGACAUCACUAACCUACGGCAUUCAGUAGGGCAGCAGAAACGGCAAACUGAAAUUGAGCUGAAAAGGGUACAAAAGCUUAAAGAGAAAUUCCGCUACAUUCACGAGCAACUUAAUUCUCAGCAGGCCAUGUUUGGACAGUAGCUAUCAUCAGUUUGUUGAUGCUCCUACCUGAAGAAUAUUAAAUGCAAGAGUAAUAUUCUGUAAUUAUGCCUUGUCUACGCAUGCUUCCCUUUAUUAUAUUGAAAGAAGAAUGCCAAACAUGAAACCUGUACAUGAAUUAUUUGAAACUUUUGUUGUGAUUCCCUUGUGAUGGUUGUUAAAUUAACCAGAACUAAGCCAGGUAAUUGCUUGAAUUAUGCUCUUCAGUUGUUAAAUUAACCAGAACAUUUGUUUUGUUUUGUACUAA